This is a messenger RNA of Cyprinus carpio (common carp), 2367 nucleotides long. RefSeq lists its product as uncharacterized. NCBI's taxonomy places the organism in Eukaryota, Metazoa, Chordata, Actinopteri, Cypriniformes, Cyprinidae. The record is from RefSeq and is a predicted model, not a curated record.
AUGCAUUACAUGCCUCAGCAAAAGAGCUUUCUUCCUCCCUCUACUAUUGCCCGCGACAUAAGCGAAGCCUCUCCCCCGAGAGACGCUUCACAAAGCGGAAGCUCGGGGAAACCCGAGGAGGUGACUAUGUAUGUUCCCGUGCAAGAAGCCGCGGACGUUCCUGAUGCUAUUGAUAUGGUGGUGAGUGCUUGGGAGGUGGCUGGCGCGCAGCCCCCACCGCAGCAUGCAUUAAUGCCCCCUGUAUCGAGUCAUCUAAGCGCUUGGUCGGCGCUCCCGGCAGCAUCUUAUUGGGUGAUCAACACCAUAAAACGCGGCUAUAUGCUCCAGUUCGCUCGCAGACCACCCCGCUUCGGCGGUGUAAUUAUGACAGAGGUAUCAGAACAGAGCGCCCCGCUGCUACGGGCAGAAAUCUCAUCUCUCCUGGCCAAACAAGCAGUAGAGAUAGUGCCCGAGGAGCGGAGAAAUUCCGGGUUCUACAGCCGUUAUUUUCUAGUUCCGAAAAAGGACGGAGGUAUGCGCCCCAUCUUAGACCUGAGAUUACUGAACAAAGCGCUCGCGAAACGCACGUUCAAGAUCAUAACGGUGAAGCAGAUCCUCGCGCACAUUCAGCCCGACGAUUACUUCAUUGCAGUGGAUCUGAAGGAUGUGUACUUCCACAUCCAGAUAGCCCCACAUCACAGGCGCUUCCUGCGUUUUGCAUUCGAGAGUGUGGCAUACCAGUUCAAAGUGUUGCCGUUUGGGCUCGCUUUGGCCCCCCGUGUAUUUACAUUGUGCAUGAAUACAGCGCUCGCUCCCCUGAAGCUCAGUGGAAUGCGCAUACUGAACUAUCUCGACGACUGGUUAGUCAUCGCGCGGUCGAGAAGCGCUCUCGAGGAACACAAACACAGACUCUUCGCCCACCUGGCAGGUUUGGGGCUGUCUGUGAACAUUCAGAAGAGCACACUGCAGCCGCGCCAAUCUAUCACAUUCCUGGGUAUGAUACUGGACUCGUGCACUAUGAUCGCGAAUCUGUCAGAGCCGAGAGUCCAGUCGAUUCACAAUACACUAGCCCUCUUCGUUCAAGGCAGAGCUAUCCCCUUAAGAACGUUUCAGAGGUUGCUCGGUCUGAUGGCGGCUGCAGCCUCCGUCUGCAGACUGGGCUUGUUGCACAUGAGACCGCUUCAACACUGGUUACAGGGCCGAGUGCAGCCGCGGGCGUGGAGAGCGGGAACGGAACGCCUUAUCAUAACACGUUCAUGUCUCGAGACUCUGGCGCCUUGGUUCGGCACGACCAUAUUCGAGGGUGCUGCUAUGGGCAGAGUGGUCAGACGUGUAGUGGUCACUACGGAUGCAUCACUAUCGGGCUGGGGAGCCCUAUGCGAUGGCAGACCAGCAUUCGGUACGUGGGCAGGGGACCAGACGCGCUGGCAUAUUAACUGCUUGGAGAUGGAAGUGGUUCAUCUAGCGCUGCAGAGUUUCCUUCCGUUCGUGAAAGACCGUCAUGUUCUCAUCAGAACGGACAACACGGCGGUGGUGGCGUACAUCAAUCGCCAGGGAGGUCUGCGUUCGCGAUCCCUGCAGGGAUUAGCGAGACAGCUGCUGUUAUGGACGGACAGGGUACUUCUGUCGAUUCGAGCAGUCCACGUACCGGGCAGUUUGAAUUGUGGCGUUGACAUGCUGUCCAGGGACGGCAUUGUACACGGAGAAUGGAGGCUCCAUCCGCAAACGAUAAAUAUGAUCUGGAAUCUGUUUGGCAAAGCGGAGAUCGACCUCUUUGCGUCGCAGGAGAACGCCCACUGCCCUCUGUACUUCUCGCUGACAGCAUCCCCCCUGGGGGGAGACGCGCUGUCGAGCCGCUGGCCCAAGGGACGGAAGUAUGGUUUUCCCCCAGUCAAGUUAAUGCCGCUGGUGCUGCAAAAGAUCAGGGAGGAGAGAUGUGCGUUGAUUCUGGUAGCACCCAAAUGGCCCAACCAGCCGUGGUUCCCGGAACUGGUGAACAUGGCGCCUUCCCCCCCGUGGCGGAUCCCGCCGAGAAGGGACCUUUUAUCCCAGGCGAGGGGCACCAUAUGGCACCCCAACCCAGAGCUUUGGGACCUACAUGUGUGGCAGAUCAGCGUGGAGUAUAUCAGCGAGUGCUGCAGACAAUAGCAGAGGCUAGAGCCCCUUCGACGAGGCGCUUAUACACUCUGAAGUGGAAAGUAUUUGCUAACUGGUGUGUUGACAAAAAGGAGGACCCCAGGAGUUGCGAUGUCUCCAUUAUUCUGACCUUCCUACAGGAACGUCUGGAUGCUGGCAGUUCUCCAUCUACAGUGAAAGUCUACGUGGCCGCUAUCGCCGUUUUUCGUGACUUGUUAGACGGCCAUUCAGUGGGGAGGCACCCCCUGAUAA